AUGGCCCAGCGGGGCGCGGGGCCGAGAGUCAUGGGGGGCCCCAAGGGCGUCGGGCUCAGUCUGCCGCGGCUGCUGCCUUUGCUGCUGCUCUUGGGGCGGGUGCAGGGCUUUGGGGACGAAGAGGAGCGGCGCUGCGACCCCAUCCGCAUCACCAUGUGCCAGAAUCUCGGCUACAAUGUGACCAAGAUGCCCAACCUGGUUGGGCACGAGUUGCAGACAGACGCGGAGCUGCAGCUGACAACCUUCACACCGCUCAUUCAGUACGGCUGCUCCAGCCAGCUNCAGUUCUUCCUUUGUUCGGUUUAUGUGCCAAUGUGCACAGAGAAGAUCAACAUCCCCAUUGGCCCGUGUGGCGGCAUGUGUCUUUCAGUCAAGAGACGCUGUGAACCGGUCCUGAAGGAAUUUGGAUUUGCCUGGCCAGAGAGUCUGAACUGCAGCAAAUUCCCCCCACAGAAUGACCACAAUCACAUGUGUAUGGAAGGGCCAGGUGACGAAGAGGUGCCCUUACCUCACAAAACCCCCAUCCAGCCUGGGGAGGAAUGCCACUCUGUGGGAACCAAUGCUGAUCAGUACAUUUGGGUGAAAGGGAGCCUGAGCUGUGUCCUUAAGUGUGGCUAUGAUGCUGGUUUAUACAGCCGCUCGUCCAAGGAGUUCACCGACAUCUGGAUGGCCGUAUGGGCCAGCCUGUGCUUCAUCUCGACUGCCUUCACUGUCCUCACCUUCCUCAUUGACUCCUCCAGGUUCUCCUACCCUGAGCGCCCCAUCAUAUUUCUCAGUAUGUGCUAUAAUAUUUAUAGCAUUGCUCAUAUUGUGAAGCUGACUGUAGGCCGGGAAAGGAUAUCCUGUGAUUUUGAAGAGGCAGCAGAACCCGUUCUCAUCCAAGAAGGACUUAAGAACACAGGAUGUGCAAUCAUUUUCUUGCUGAUGUACUUUUUUGGAAUGGCUAGCUCCAUCUGGUGGGUCAUUCUGACCCUCACUUGGUUCUUGGCAGCCGGACUCAAAUGGGGCCAUGAAGCCAUUGAAAUGCACAGCUCUUAUUUCCACAUUGCAGCCUGGGCCAUCCCAGCAGUGAAAACCAUCGUCAUCUUGAUCAUGAGACUGGUGGAUGCUGACGAACUGACUGGCCUGUGCUAUGUGGGGAACCAAAAUCUUGAUGCCCUCACUGGCUUCGUUGUGGCUCCCCUCUUCACUUACUUGGUGAUUGGAACUCUCUUCAUCGCUGCAGGCUUAGUGGCCUUGUUCAAAAUUCGGUCAAAUCUUCAAAAGGAUGGGACAAAGACAGACAAGUUGGAGAGGCUGAUGGUGAAAAUUGGUGUCUUCUCAGGACUGUACACGGUCCCUGCAACCUGUGUGAUUGCCUGUUAUUUCUAUGAGAUCUCCAACUGGGCCCUCUUCCGGUAUUCUGCAGAUGAUUCCAAUAUGGCAGUUGAAAUGUUAAAAAUUUUUAUGUCUUUGCUGGUGGGCAUCACUUCAGGCAUGUGGAUUUGGUCUGCCAAAACUUUUCACACAUGGCAGAAGUGUUCCAACAGAUUGGUGAACUCUGGGAAGGUAAAGAAGGAGAAAAGAGGGAACGGUUGGGUAAAGCCUGGGAAAGGUAGCGAAACUGUAGUGUAA
Elephantulus edwardii (Cape elephant shrew) is the source of this 1614-nucleotide messenger RNA. RefSeq names its product frizzled class receptor 4 (gene FZD4). The transcript is spliced from 2 exons. Gene Ontology annotation, molecular function: Wnt-protein binding; Wnt receptor activity. The coding region runs from base 1 to 1614 and encodes 537 amino acids. NCBI's taxonomy places the organism in Eukaryota, Metazoa, Chordata, Mammalia, Macroscelidea, Macroscelididae. The record is from RefSeq and is a predicted model, not a curated record. Gene Ontology annotation, cellular component: plasma membrane. Gene Ontology annotation, biological process: retina vasculature morphogenesis in camera-type eye; non-canonical Wnt signaling pathway; canonical Wnt signaling pathway.